UUACAAUAUAUGAGACGAAGGUUAUAAGUUCAACAUAAUGUGGAAGAACAGAAUUUUAACAAUUGACGUCACCUAAAAAAAUCCACAUUAAUAAGAAACAUCACUUUAGACGCUCGGUUUGCUAACUUUAUAGCUAUUCGCCAGUAAGAAAAUAUUUGUCCUGACAUUUAAAUAAAGACGCACGUAACAUAACUAAGCACAUAAUAUGCGUAAAGACCUACAGUUGUAAAAGUUUUACUAAUUAAAGUCGCCCCCGGUGGGUUUCCUCUCCCAACUCUUUCCGUCGCCCUCCCCGCUGACGUUACGCACGCUGCCGUGGCGUGCCUGCGAGCUGAAUAACAUGGAGUCCUCCGCCUGGCACCUCCGAGGAGGGAUCCUAUCAAAAAAUCCGAGCGGCAACUAGAGACCAGUGGGCGAGCUGGUCCGCGCGGAGCACGGCGGAGCCUCCCGCGAGCAUCGGCGCGGCUCGUAAAGCUCCGGAUCCCGGCCCAGAAACUAUGACGGACGGUGCUUAAAGACGGUGUCAGCCUCGCUGUGCGACCCGCAAACCAGGCCGAUUUCAACUCAGAAGAGGUUGCACAAUGUAGGGAGGCUGUUUGCCGGUGGGACUCCAUACUGUCCUCUGGGGGACCAUGGAGCCAGAUGGGCAGCCCCUAACCCCAGGGACCAGCAAUGGGCCCCUAUCCUACGGUUCAGCACAAAAUUCUACCGCCGCUAACUUCCUCAGCUGCAGCUUAGAGUCCUCAUGUUCUCCAAAUCUGAGCGACGGCUUGAUGACGGCCGACUGCGCAUGGGAGCUAGAUGGAGAGGACGACCCAGAGCGGGCGGCCGCAGACCCACAGAGGGAUGCACAGAGGAGAUUCAAGUCCUCAGCCUUUCCUUCCUCUCUGAGCUGGGACUCGGACUCAGAGAAGGAAGCUCUGGAUGAGGAGGAGCUCCAGAACUUUUCCAACCCUCACGGUCUGGCCACCCACAGCCCGGGAUCUCCUUCUGCCGGACUCAGGCUUGAUGUUGAAGAUGACCAGGAAUUUGAAAAACUGCAUUCCUUCAGUAGUACGACUGACACAUCCAUCCCUGCAGAGGGGCGUAGUGACAACAAUGAGAGCACAAACAAAGAGGAGCCAAAUACAAGUCUACUUGGCCAAAUAGAAUCAGCAGAUAACAGAGUCUGGAGCGUAUCUGAGGUUGCUGAGCCAUUUCUGUCCAAAAGAAAACCAAAGCAAGCCUCCCCGAAGGAGGAGGAGGCUGACAGCGGCGAGGGAGAGACAAAGCCYAGGGGAAAUGAAGCCAGAGAGCCYGAGAGAGAUGUUUACACCUUCCCCGGAGACUCCGACCCAGAGAGUCCACCUCCUGCUCCAUGGGCUCACUGCACUUUUAUUCAGCGGUGCAGAAGAAAGAGGGCGCUGCUCAGACCCUUCUCUGGGAUUGGAUCACCCGAAACCCACAAGUCGGAAAGACUGAGCCCUCAAACAUCUAAAACUGACGAGACUGCGGCGCUCAGUCGAGCGGCAGAGGUCUACGAAUUUGAGGAAGUCAGUUUUGWCGACGGCGAGACAAAGUUCAGAGACAACGACGGGAAGGAAGUAGAGGCGGAGGAAAUCGGGUUGGACGCGGGUAACGAAAUCUUCACCUGUGUGGAGUGUAGCAUUUACUUCAAAAAGCAGGUUCACCUGCAGGAGCACAUGACCGAGCACUGCCAGAUCUCCCCCGGUGGAGGCAGGCGUUCAGGCAAGGGCAGCCGCUUGCGAUGCGCCGAGUGCGGAUGGAACCUGCCGAACCGCCCAGCGCUGGCCGACCACCAAAGAAGGCACCAGGAGUCCCGUCUCAAGAUCCUGGAGGAGAUUGAGAAACUGAACGAAAACGAAAAGGCAAAAGAAUCUGAUGCACUGGAGAGCAGAGCAGUGAGGCACGGGUCCGCUGACCCAACUGUUGCACAAUAUACAGGCGAAAUGUCAGACGGAGAUAUGGGGAAAUCUCCUUCUGUGUCCACGGCUUCAUUUUCAGUUCAGGACUCAGUCCCUGCCGUCAUCGACGUGGACUCUGUGGCCCCGAGUUCGAGUUCAGUCCGAAGUCCAGCAGCGGCCCACCGCCGUCGCUUUGUCUGCACCGAGUGCAACUUUAGCACAAGAACGUCCCAGGCUCUGGCUAAUCACUCCAAGAUUCACAAGAGAAAGAAGCAGAUCCUCCACCCGCACCCCAGUCAGAAAGUACUGAGAGAACGUGGGAAGAUGUCAACUAAGCAGGACAAUGAGGCCAGCCAGUCUUUAACGUCUAAUGCACAAAUAUUAAACCUAGCCCCAGAUUGCCGCUACCUCUCUGAGUGCGGAUCUCCGCUCAACGCKGCUCCCGUUACAAACCAGGUGGACAUCACUGCCUCCGAGGACAGUACGACAUCGGACCACGUUGCCAACAGGAGAUUCARGACAGCAGGGAAGCCUUGCGCUGAUCGGUCCAAGUUUGAUCCUGGGCCAGAUGAUGUCAUACUGCCUGGGARUGAAGCGGAAGAGCAGAAAUGUGAUCUCAGCGACAAACCUAAGCCAUCCCUGCGAGAGGCAAGCUCACCUGUGGGAAGGAAGCUGCACAACACUGAGGAGUCGUCACCGCAACAUGAGGCAACCUUAUCAACACCUGCCAAGAAGAGUGCAAAGGACCAAGACAAACAGGAGGUGCCGAAAGACAGAAAGGUUUUCUUUUUGAGGAGAAGCAGCAGGGUCACAGUAACCCAGGCGCAAACUGACAGCGAUGAUGAUGAUGAUGAUGAUGACACUGACGAGGAGCACAUGCAGUGUUUCCUGUCAGAGGGCGUUUUUGAGAAAGAUGCGGACGAGAUUGACGAGGACUCGGAGGCGCUGAGGAGCGUGGAGAGGAAGUGCCCCUACUGCCCCGAUCGAUUCCAUAACGGAAUUGGUCUUGCCAAUCACGUGAGAGGCCACCUGAAGCGAGUGGGCGUCAGCUACAACGUGCGACACUUCAUCUCCCCCGAGGAAGUCAACGCCAUUGAGAAGAAGUUCUCGUAUCAGAAGAAGAAGAAGAAAGUUGCCAACUUUGACCCAGACACAUUCAGCUUGAUGCACUGCGAGUUCUGCAGCGCUGGUUUCGACACACGGGCCGGCCUGUCCAGUCAUGCCCGGGCUCAUCUCCGUGACUUUGGGAUUACUAACUGGGACGUUACCAUCUCACCUAUCCACAUUCUGAGGGAGUUGUUCUCCAGCAGGCCAGAUCUGGUGAUUCCUACGGAUCCCCCACGCAGUCUUGGGAGCUCCUCAGAGGAAGAUGAGGAGGAAAAUUGCGAUGAGGGAGACUCAAAAGAUGGAGGAAUUAUUAAGGAUAUCGUCCACGCAGGAAGAAGGGGGAAGGAGUGAAGGACUGUGAAGGUGA
Molecule: messenger RNA, 3378 nt
Organism: Poecilia reticulata (guppy)
Lineage: Eukaryota; Metazoa; Chordata; Actinopteri; Cyprinodontiformes; Poeciliidae
Source: RefSeq, a predicted model, not a curated record